AUGCCUCCCAAGAAGAGAGCUAGAUGUUCUACUAUAGGUGCUCAGGACGAUACGACACCUGAGGUUGCUUGUCGACAAAGCUCCAGAUCUAAUCACAGUGUUGGCGGCCACGUAGCACAACUUCAAAAACCUGGAGAAGCGAUAGCAGCACCCACGAAGAGUAGGAAAGGACGAAACGAUUACCCUGAGCUUGAUGCCAGUGAUCCUGAAGAAAAUUCAAUGGCUCCUGCGCGGCUGUGUCAGGGGAAGAAAAGUGCUCCUGCAAAACCUCGGACUACAAACAAUGUUCCCAAACCGAAACCUGUUCCUGCAAAACCUCGAACUAUGAGCAGCAAUUCUAAGCGACCCUAUCAAAGAUUCGGGUUUAAGGCACCUACACCUACUUCCAGUGUGCAGUGCACCCAGAAGGCAAACCAGCGAGACAUGAGCGAGGAAGAUGAUGAUAGAGAGUCUGUGCACCAAUCGCAUGACAAUAUGCAAAUCAGCAUGUGGACAAUGGAGAGGACUCCAGUCAACAUUCAGAUGCACCUGUUGAAGAUGGUGGUGAUGAUGGAAGGGAUUUUGAUUGAGAGCAUGACUGGGAAGAUGAACCCAUGGAUGUGGAGGGAUACUUAUGAUGUUCUUGAACAUCAUCAAGCACAGAAUGGACGAUGCAAGGCUCCUUCACUGUCAUAUCUUUCGGAAAUGAAAGGAAAUGAACGUGCUAGUACCUCCAUUCGCUCCAAGUCUCCUCGCCAACGCCCGUCUCAAAGUAGUGACCGCCCGAGAUCUCAUCAAUGUGUGCCAUCUGUGGAUGCCUCUUCUGUCCAAGCGCCUACUUCCCGAUGUAGACUCUCACCAUCUCAUCCGCCCAAACUUUACAUUCACCCUAAGUCUCCACGCCAACACUCAUAUCAACCUGCAAUGUCUAUGCAAUGUCCUUCAUAUGUGAAGUCUUCACGUUGGCGCUCCCCAUCUCGACCAGUCACUUCCUCCGAUAGUCGUACACAGGCCUCCUCCUGCAAACACUCUCCGUUGCGGACUUCUUCUGACCAUGCCACUACUCCUAGUCAUUCACUCUCUCAUAGCACUACACCCGUUGAAGCUUGGUGCACACGAAAUGUCAAGACAACACAAGACAACCCUUCUAAGCUUGGAUUUUAUCCACCUUGUUGGCAAGGCUUUCUUCAGGUGGCAAAAUUACAGAUGCGACUGCAAGCUGUUCUCACACAUCCAAUUCCAGAACACAAGGAUGCUGUGCAACUUGCGCAAGAAGUCCUGGACGCUGAAUUGUGGGUAUGCCACCAGAAGAAGCUUAAAUUCGAGGAUGGCUACUUCCCGGCAUAUAGCCCGCAGAUGUGCCGGUUGCUCUGUGACGAUCUCUUCAUGUUCCGUACAGAGCUCAAAAAGGUUGUUAUCUCUAUAGCCAAAUUGUCUUAUGAUAUCUUUCCGAAGGGCACCUCACUGCGAUCGGAGGAGAUAAAGAAGCGUGUCAUUGCAGCUGCCACUAAGCUACUCAAGACUGGUGAUUACCUCUGGAUCCCUGACUCGUCUUAUGGAAAAUUCAAGAAUUUUGUAUUGCAGGCUCUCAAGGAUGUUUGUCUCGAAUUUUUCUAUGGUGACAGCAAGAAAGCGCUGAAGAAUACGGAUGACUUCCACCAAACAAUCCCUGCUAACGCGCUCAUUCUCGUGGCGGCAGUCAUGAAGGGUGUUAUUUCUGGGUUCAGUGAAACUGGGACCGACAGAUCUCCUGAACUCCCUGCUGAUAGAUGCAGGACCGACUUCAACAAGUUGCGGACAUCAGUUGAUAAGUUGCUCGACAUCCCGGAACUUCGCAAAGAGCUUGAAGAGAUGCUGCAGCAAUGGGCUAAGAUUGGUAUGGGCAAAUCUGAUUGGCAUGCAGAUGGGAGUGCAGCAGGCAGUGAUGUGGACAUCAAUAUCAUACUUUAA
Molecule: messenger RNA, 1929 nt
Organism: Suillus fuscotomentosus
Lineage: Eukaryota; Fungi; Basidiomycota; Agaricomycetes; Boletales; Suillaceae
Exons: 9
Coding region: 1-1929 (642 amino acids)
Source: RefSeq, a predicted model, not a curated record